GACUCGCGGGCUGCGAGGCCUGGGUCGGGUCGGGCCGUGCGGGGCCGCUCGGAGUGGAGGCCGCCUAAGGGCGGGCCGGCUGGAGACACAGGUGCAUCUGAAGAUUUCUUGGCAGUUGCACGUAGAAACCGUUGCUCACCUUGCCCUCAUUUUUACCUGGGCUGACAAGGGAGAGUGCCCAAAUGAGCAAGAUACUGCAGCCGCACAGCACUCCCGGCGUGAAUGGAAUAAGUGUCAUUCAUACUCAGGCGCCGCACGCCAGUGGCUUGCAGCAGGUCCCGCAGCUGGUGUCUGCCGGUCCUGGAGGAGGGGGCAAAGCUGUGCCCCCAAGCAAGCAAAGCAAAAAGAGCUCGCCCAUGGAUCGAAACAGUGACGAGUACCGCCAGCGCAGAGAGAGGAAUAACAUGGCUGUGAAAAAGAGCCGGUUGAAAAGCAAGCAGAAAGCACAGGAUACACUGCACAGAGUAAAUCAACUCAAAGAAGAGAAUGAACGAUUGGAAGCAAAAAUUAAAUUGCUGACCAAGGAAUUAAGCGUACUGAAAGACUUGUUUCUUGAGCAUGCACACAACCUCGCAGACAACGUGCAGCCUGUUAGCACUGAAAAUACCACCAGUCCCAGCGACGCUGGACCCUAA
Molecule: messenger RNA, 635 nt
Organism: Chrysochloris asiatica (Cape golden mole)
Lineage: Eukaryota; Metazoa; Chordata; Mammalia; Afrosoricida; Chrysochloridae
Gene: CEBPG
Product: CCAAT/enhancer binding protein (C/EBP), gamma
Exons: 2
Coding region: 183-635 (150 amino acids)
Biological process (GO): regulation of transcription by RNA polymerase II; DNA-templated transcription
Molecular function (GO): DNA-binding transcription factor activity, RNA polymerase II-specific; RNA polymerase II cis-regulatory region sequence-specific DNA binding
Source: RefSeq, a predicted model, not a curated record